GGGCUGGUAUCUGGCCGCUGUGUGGUAUGUGUGUGUAUGUGGUCGGGUUGUGGUUGUGUAUCAGUUCGGGCCGGGUUGAUAACGCCACGCUUUCAACGAAUUUCACGCAGAGAGAUGGGAAAUUAAGAAGACAUGGCUCUAUAUCAAAUCGUGCUCACGUUGGUCGUCCUGUUGGCGCUGGUGGCUGGCGGCAGUGCCCUUCAAUGUAACUGCACCAACUGUGAGAGAACGGGCUUUGAGUGCGAGACGGACGGGGCCUGCAUGGCCUCCACCUUCAUCAGCCAGGGGAAGGAGGAGCAUGUGCGCAUCUGCAUCGCCCGGGAGCACCUGGUGCCCCCGGGACAGCCCUUCUACUGCCUGAGCGCCGAGGGGCUGCUGAACACACACUGCUGCUACGAGGACUACUGCAACAGCGUGGAUCUCAAGGCUCCUGUCCCCAGGAAAGGGGACGGCUGGUCGGGGACCUGGGGCCCCGUGGAGCUGGUGGCGGUGAUCGCGGGGCCGGUGUUCCUGAUGUGCGUGGUGCUGAUGGGGGGCGUGUUCCUGUUCCAGUACCACCAGCGGGCCUACAGCCACCGGCAGCGUCUGGACGUGGAGGACCCGUCCUGUGACCACCUCUACCUGGCCAAGGACAAGACGCUGCAGGACCUCAUCUACGACAUGUCCACCUCCGGCUCCGGCUCAGGCCUGCCGUUGUUUGUGCAGCGCACGGUCGCACGGACCAUCGUGCUCCAGGAGAUCAUCGGGAAGGGGCGCUUCGGCGAGGUGUGGCGGGGGAAGUGGCGGGGCGGCGACGUGGCAGUGAAGAUCUUCUCGUCGCGGGAGGAGCGCUCGUGGUUCCGCGAGGCAGAGAUCUACCAGACCAUCAUGCUGCGCCACGACAACAUCCUGGGCUUCAUCGCCGCCGACAACAAAGACAACGGCACUUGGACCCAGCUGUGGCUGGUCUCGGACUACCACGAGCACGGAUCCCUGUUCGACUACCUGAACCACUACUCGGUAACCAUCGAGGGCAUGAUCAAGCUGGCGCUGUCGGCGGCCAGCGGCCUGGCCCACCUGCACAUGGAGAUCCUGGGCACGCAAGGCAAACCUGGCAUCGCUCACCGAGACCUCAAGUCCAAAAACAUCCUGGUGAAGAAGAACGGCAUGUGUGCCAUCGCUGACCUGGGCCUGGCCGUGCGCCACGAGUCCAUCACCGACACCAUCGACAUCGCGCCCAACCAGCGCGUGGGCACCAAGAGGUACAUGGCCCCAGAGGUGCUGGACGAGACCAUCAACAUGAAACACUUUGACUCCUUCAAGUGCGCCGACAUCUACGCCCUGGGCCUGGUGUACUGGGAGGUGGCCCGGCGCUGCAACACCGGAGGUAUCCAUGAGGAGUACCAGCUGCCCUACUUUGACCUGGUGCCGUCAGACCCGUCCAUAGAGGAGAUGAGAAAGGUGGUGUGUGACCAGAGGCUGAGGCCCAACGUACCCAACUGGUGGCAGAGCUACGAGUCGCUGCGUGUGAUGGGUAAGAUCAUGCGUGAGUGCUGGUACGCCAACGGUGCGGCGCGGCUGACUGCGCUGCGCAUCAAGAAGACUCUGUCGCAGCUCAGCGUGGACGAGGACGUCAAGAUGUGAGGCGGCCGGGGCGCGCGCGGCGAGGGACGACACAUGCAACGGAGUGACGCACGGAACAAAGAACACUAUGAGACGGACUGCAGCCGGAGAACAGCCCUGCCAGUUUUAAAACGCCAACACACUCCCAAGUUGUGACAAAGGCCUACCUCACCUUUUUUAGCCAAAACUACUGACAACCUCCCCCCCACCUUCGUCCCUCCUCCUGUUCUCCCAACCCUCUUCUUCAGCUUUUUCUAUUUUGAGAUUUUUCUGUCACCUCCCCUCCUUCAUUAUCUCCAUAGGCCCCGGCACCAAAACAUUAUCACUGUUAAUAGCAUCGCUCCCACCCUCUUCCUCCUUGUCCUACUAUACCCUCCUCUACCUCCUCCCCUCCCAAAAGCAGGCCAUGCUACUAUACCCUCCUCUUCAUCCUCCCCUCCCCAUAGCAGGCCAUGCUACUAUACCCUCCUCUUCAUCCUCCCCUCCCCAUAGCAGGCCAUGCUACUAUACCCUCCUCUUCAUCCUCCCCUCCCCAUAGCAGGCCAUGCUACUAUACCCUCCUCUUCAUCCUCCCAUCCCCAUAACAGUCCAUGCUACUAAACCUUCCUCUUCCUCCCCAUAACAGUCCAUGCUACUAUACCUUCCUCUUCCUCCUCCCCUCCCCAUAGCAGGCCAUGCUACUAUACCUUCCUCUUCCUCUUCCUCCCCAUAGCAGGCCAUGCUACUAUACCCUCCCCCUUUCCUCAUUCACCCCCCAAAACUGGACAUGCUACUGUACCCUCCUCUUCCUCCCCGUACUGGAUAUGCUGCGAGACCCUCCUCUUCCUCCUCCUCCACUCCCCUUAGCAGGUUAUGCUACUGGUGUACAGUGACUGGAUUGUUUUAAGUUGAUUUAUUUGAUACCUCUCUGGACAUUUGGCCCCAUGGUGAACUGACUUUGUCCAGAAGACUCAGCGAAUAAUGCCACGGGCUGAUGACGCAGACGACUCCAUAUGACUGUUGUCACGGCAACGCUUUCAAUGUAAACCUGUGUUUAGGGAGAGGCUCAAGCACUGUUUAUGUCAGGGUGGCCGGGGGAGGAGUGGGGCAGUCCCUCCCUUCGGGGGGGGCCGGGCGCGAUGGAACGGGUGGGAGUGGACGUGAUGGUUUAAGAAUGAACAAUAUUAACACAUGGCCCCUCCCCCUACCUCAACAGCCCGCUGACCGACGGGCGACGCGCUGUAUCGUAGCUUUCAGCACCUUGUGCACAGCUGUUUCUCGCCUCGUGCGUCAUUCUCCCACUUUUAAUGUCGCAGGGAUAGCGUUUAGUGGAUUGAAUUUCUAUUAAUUUAUUUGAGUUGUUUUUUUUUCGUCUCAUGUUGAUGAAUACACUGUGAUGUGCUACAAGCCAGUGUCUUGAUAUAUAAUCAACUUUGUUGUUUAGUACCAAACCCAUUGUAUUUAAGAAAAGGUUUAUUAUAUUGUUUAAAGAUGUUGACAUGUUCAUCAAUGCUCGCAUAAUCCCAUUGGUGACGGGCAAUGAGAUCACCCACACUGAGCAAAUAAGCGUAAGCAAUGGCAAUGGAAAAAUACUGUUGAUUUCAUGUUUUUGUGUGUUUAAAGACGUAUUGGGUGUUUGCUUUGAUUUUUAUUCUUAAGACACUACUGAUGGGUACAUGUUAGGGGUGUGAACGAUUAGAAUUUUUUUUAAUUAUGAUAUGAUUCUUUUAAACGGUUAUGAUUUACUAACCGGUUACACGUGUACUCGUGCACACCCCUAAUACAUGUAUGAUUUGUGUAUAUAAAACACUCCUGUUAUUGCCCACAGGCACCACUGGAAGGUACUUUUAUUUUGAAUGUUUUUCAUCUGCAUGAAAAUCUGCUGGAUUCUUAACUCCUACCUGCUACUAGAGCAGUUUGGUACUACUGAUCCUAGUUCAUGUUGCUGCGUUUGUUUUUUUGUUUUUUUAAGGAGUAACUGGAUGCAAUUCUUUUGGGGCUCUUUUAAGAGCCCACCAAAUCUGUUCCUUCAUUCUCUGGAGUGGUAUCUCUCGUUGACACUGGAAAAUAAAGGGGCAUCAUAUUUAAUUCUGGAAUUUCACCAAUUGCUUAUUUAUUCAGAAGUAGGAACAAGUGAAAUGUUGAUUUAACUGUUGGACAGGGUUGGUCACAAUGUUGGAUGUGAACGUGUGAAAUCAUCUACAGCCCUAGGCUCUGUAAUAUUGGUCUAUAGACGACGGUAUUGAAAGUAUCACACUGGCAGUUGGAUAUCCCAGGGCUAACUCUGUUAACCUGUGCUAGAGGUUCACUUAACUCACUUAUUUUUAACCAGUUCAUUGUUCCCUUCUGCAUGUGGUCGUGAACACUGCAGCCAUCAAUGUGAUUUUUAAACCCUUAUCGUGUCCAUUUCCUCUGCCUUCCCGUACAUACUCAUUCUUCUGAUAGUCGGCCAAACCUGUUGCUUGUUUGUAGGAAAAUUAACGUGUAGUGCAGAGUAUUGAAGGAAGACUGUCGGGGAAACAAAUCUCAAAUUUGUCUUGUCCUUUCUUUUUUAUGGGUAUUUUAUCAAAAGAUAUCCUGUCAAAUAUUUCCAGUGAUGCAAAUCUUUUCAGAAUUAGUUUCAAUGUGUACAUAGAGGAUGAACAAUAAAUACCUUUUUUCUUAUGAUGGUCAUCUUUAUUUGAGCAUUGCAAUAUGUGGGUUAAGUUUUGUUGUAAAGUGAUCUACUUUGUUUUUAAUUCAUUACUUUUCAGGGCAGGCCAUAUGGUUUAAUUAUCUCUGCCUUGGAUUGCGAAAUAACGGGUCACUUUCAAGACUUGUUGGGGAAGGGGGGGAGAUUCAUCACAGGAUAGUCAUGUGACCUUCUGAAAGAACUCGGGUUGCAUUCAAUCACUAAACUGACUUGUACACGAGGCAAGCUCAGAAACGUUAAUCUUACAGCGCCAUCUAGAGGAAGACCCUGACUUCUAUUGUGGGCUCGGCAUGAAUUCAAUGCGGUUUUUGAGUCUCCCUGUUCCUUCUCUUUCCAAGUACAUUGACAUCAAACUUUGAAAGAAAGACGUCAUAAUUCAUAUUACACUUAGAUUUCCCAAUAAUUGCCACACCUAGGGUAAUCAUAUAAACAUUGUGCUUGUCAAUUAUUCACUGGCCUGACUGAUACUAUGUAGUUGUUUUUUCGCUGUCUAAAGAUGGUACAGAUGGCCUAGUGUGAGUGCGCCCGCUCCGAGGCAAACUUAACACCCAUUCUAACAUUUGCAUUACGAUAGCUUACAAUUAUAAACAUCACCAGAUAAAUUCUCGUUCAUGUUCAACCAUCGCAAGCAGUUGUA
This is a messenger RNA of Gadus chalcogrammus (walleye pollock), 4910 nucleotides long. RefSeq names its product activin A receptor type 1Ba (gene acvr1ba). Lineage: Eukaryota; Metazoa; Chordata; Actinopteri; Gadiformes; Gadidae. The transcript has 9 exons. Gene Ontology annotation, molecular function: activin receptor activity, type I; ATP binding; activin binding. The record is from RefSeq and is a predicted model, not a curated record. Gene Ontology annotation, cellular component: activin receptor complex; plasma membrane. Gene Ontology annotation, biological process: protein phosphorylation; cellular response to growth factor stimulus; nervous system development. The coding region runs from base 133 to 1623 and encodes 496 amino acids.